Molecule: messenger RNA, 3369 nt
Organism: Xiphophorus couchianus (Monterrey platyfish)
Lineage: Eukaryota; Metazoa; Chordata; Actinopteri; Cyprinodontiformes; Poeciliidae
Product: serine/threonine-protein kinase 26-like
Exons: 12
Coding region: 280-1488 (402 amino acids)
Biological process (GO): protein phosphorylation; negative regulation of cell migration
Cellular component (GO): cytoplasm; Golgi apparatus
Molecular function (GO): protein serine/threonine kinase activity; ATP binding
Source: RefSeq, a predicted model, not a curated record
CAUUUUUUUUUCCUCUCCUAGCUGCAGACUCUCUGUGUCACACUUUGAGUUUUGGAGUUUGUCCGCUUCACUCUGCUGCCAAACAAAGCUGUCUGUGUGUCGGAAAUAUUCCUCCGCUUCGAAGUCAAACCGGUCCACCCGUUUCAGAGGGAACUUUGUGGAGUUAAAAAAAAAACCCGACGAGGAGAAGGAAUAAGAAAUCAGGAGCUGAAAGGAGAAAGAAAGGAAGAAAGCAAGAAAACAGAGGAGCCAGGAGGAGGAAAAGAGGUCGAAGUAACUAUGGACGUCCCUGGUAUGCAGAGUUCCCAGAUUGAUCCAGAGGCGCUGUUCACUAAACUGGAUCGAAUCGGAAAGGGAUCCUUUGGAGAGGUGUUCAAAGGUAUCGACAAUCAAACUCAGAAAGUCGUUGCCAUCAAGACCAUCGACCUGGAGGAGGCAGAAGAUGAGAUCGAGGACAUCCAGCAGGAGAUCACGGUGCUCAGCCAGUGCGACAGUCCCUACAUCACCAAGUACUUCGGCUCCUUCCUGAAGGGCAGUAAACUGUGGAUCAUCAUGGAGUAUCUUGGUGGAGGUUCAGCCCUGGAUUUGCUGAAGGCCGGUCCGUUUGAUGAGGCGCAGAUUGCCACCAUGCUGAAGGAGAUCCUGAAGGGACUCGACUACCUUCACUCAGAGAAGAAGAUCCACAGAGACAUCAAAGCUGCUAACGUCUUGCUGUCCGAACACGGCGAGGUGAAGCUGGCCGACUUCGGCGUGGCCGGUCAGCUGACCGACACGCAGAUCAAGAGGGAAACGUUUGUGGGAACGCCGUUCUGGAUGGCGCCGGAGGUCAUCCAGCAGUCCGCAUACGACUCAAAGGCGGACAUUUGGUCUCUGGGCAUCACCGCCAUCGAACUCGCCAAAGGAGAGCCUCCGAACUCCGACAUGCAUCCCAUGAGAGUUCUCUUCCACAUCCCCAAAUCUCCUCCUCCGACUCUGACCGGAGAUUUCUCAAAGAGCUUCAAAGAUUUCACAGAGUCCUGCCUCAACAAGGACCCGUCCUUCCGUCCCACAGCCAAAGAGCUGCUUAAACACAAGUUCAUCGUUAAACAUUGCAAGAAGACGUCCUACCUCAGCGAGCUGAUCGACAGGUACAGGCGGUGGAGGGAGGAGGGACACAGCGACAGCAGCUCCGACGACUCGGACAGUGAAUCCAGUAAUAAGGAGAACAACGAGUCACCUGCGUGGUCGUUCACUACGGUUCGCAAGAAGAAGCCUGAAGACAGGAAGGUUCUCAAUGGAACGACCCAGGAUCAGCUGAGUAAACCUUCCAGUUUGUCCACACUCAUCUCUCCCAUCUUCUCUGAGUUGAAGCUGCAGCACAAGGAGCACUCUGAGCAACGACAGGCUAUCGAAGAGCUGGAGAGAAACAUUCAGGUGGCUGAAAAAGUUUGUCCGGGCAUCACAGACAGGAUGAUCACGCACAUCAUUGCAAGAUAUACAACAAACUGAUAAUUGGAUGGAUGGAUGGAUGAGCGGAUAAAUAAAAGGAAAUUAGGAAGAGACUGUCUCCCUGUAGGGUGACGCUGCUGGAUGAUGAAAACAGAGGAGAUUUGCGGUGCGAUGUCUCCUCUCUGUACACAAACGUCUCAUCACACACUAAUAAUGUAAUAUAUACACUAUGUUUUAUAUAUUUACUGCUGCUGGUUAAGGACGUUUCCCCUCUUCCAGUUUAAUUUGAAAUACAGAUAUUGUUAUUUGAUAGAAAUAUGCAGAUUAAUGGGAAAAAAACACCAUGUGCCUUACUUUUUGUUUAUAUAAUUUUCUAGUAUAACUUUUUUCAUUGAUUUCAGUUUCAACAAAACUAGAAAUACAACACCGAUGAAGGUUUUUGUCCAUCAGCAGUGGUAGCUUCUGUUUUUGUUUCAUGACUUGCUUUAAGUUUGUAAAUGUCUGUAUGUUUGUUCAGUAGCACUUGAGACAGAUUUUAUGCCAAUAAUAAAUUUGUUUUGAGUUCUCGGUAAGGUUGUUUAAUUAUGGUUCCCCAAACUAAAGUUCAGUCAAAGUCAGAAUUACCCACAAUUGCGAUCAUUUUGUCAUUGGAGCUGUGCGAAACUUUGAAGAACGUAAACUUGCAAUUUAAUUGUAUGAAUUUAGAAAUGUGUUAAUAUUAUGGCCUCCUUUCGCAGGGAGAAUCCAGUUUAAAAAUCCUAUCAGGGUUAAAAAUCCAGUCAUUUUUGGGAGCUAACAGAAACUAGCUGAGCUAGGCAGCUAGCGACAUGCUAGCCAGCUAAUGUAGCCUCUCAAGCUACCUGGUAAAUCAGCAAACGCAGGCAUGUUUGAAAAUAUUCUAAAACAUUAUUGUUUCAUUUUAUUUGGCCUCUUGGAUCCUAUUGUUUACAGCAGAAACUGUCCAAAAAGAAAGAACGAAAGCAAAGUUGUUAAAGAAAAAUACACAAAAAAUACCAAAGCUAAUUCUACAAAAAAUGUCAAACGUUUUACAAGUUUCAUGUUCAGGGACAUCAUAUUUAAAAAACUUAUUAGGGUUAAAAAUCCAGUUGUUUUGGGAGCCAACACAAACUAGCCAAGCUAGGCAGCUAGUGGCUUGCUAACCAGUUUGCUAGAUUAGCCUCAGAAGCUAACUAGUAAAUAUGGUAUUGUGAAUAAAGUAAAAAUAAGUAGGUACAACUUCCAAUUGGUUUUUCUUUUGUUUUUGUGUUUUUUUUGUUUGCGCUUCAGGUUGUAAAAUAAUUAUUUGCUGUAAAACUUUCCUUGUUUUGUUAUUCAGCAAGUUAUUCAGAAAGAAACGUCUUCGUGGAAAGUCAGACUUUCAGUAUGGACAAUAUUUGUAGACAAAUAUUGUCAGAAAGUUAUAUUUUUAAGAAACUUCUGCAUUCUGUUAAAUAUUGUCGCGGCCUUCUAUAUUCCAAAACCAAAAAUUCCAACAAAGGCCGUGGGUGGUAACAGGUGGUUUGAUUUGCACGCACUUCUGACUCGAUUGUUUUGUAAAGAUAUAUAUUCUUUAUUUCUUGAAAAAAUACCGCUAUUAGACCUCCACCAGGCACCCGGUGUGUUCUUAAUUAUGCAAAUUGAUGGGAGGGUUUAACAAUUACCAACAUAAUCUAAACAAUUCCAAAUAUAAAAAUUAAUUACAAAUUUUGGUUCUAAACUAACUUAAAUAUUUUCUAACUUCCCAAAGAAGAAAACUAAAUUAGUAGAAAUUACAAUCCACAAAAUUUUGCAUAACUGGCCACAACAAAUAUUAUUUGUUUCCAUCGCCUCAAAAGAAUCCUGGGAACUGUAAUUAAACAAAUUACUGACUGUUUGUACCAAAGACACUAUAAGACUUGGUCUCUGUAAAUUUGUUUUGUCUUUUUAUAUAUAUAUAUAUAU